CUUCACCCAAGCUGCUGGUCCUUUCCCUUCUACACUUGUUUGAGCUAGCAAAGUCAUUAGUAUGCUGCCGGGACCGUGUGCUUGUGUAUGCAUGUGUGUCGAAGAACCGCUGAGAUGAGAUGUAGCUGCUGCUGCCAUCUCCGCUGUCUUCAGGGAGCGUGUAGAUUUAUGAGGAAUCAAAGAUGAACUUGGAGCAGGAGAGGCCUUUUGUCUGCAGUGCCCCAGGCUGCUCACAGCGUUUUCCAACAGAGGAUCAUCUGAUGAUUCACAGGCACAAACACGAAAUGACUUUGAAGUUUCCUUCAAUAAAAACAGAUAAUAUGUUAUCAGACCAGACUCCUACACCAACCCGAUUCCUGAAGAACUGUGAGGAAGUGGGCCUCUUCAAUGAUAUUGACUGUUCCUUAGAACACGAGUUUAGAAAGGCACAAGAAGAAGAGAACAAUAAAAGGAAUAUCUCGAUGCAUAACACAGUCGGAGGAGCAAUGGCAGGACCCGGAACCCACCAGCUCACGAAUACUAGGAUGCCAAACCAUGACACCAGCGUUGUGAUUCAACAAGCCAUGCCAUCUCCACAGUCCAGCUCGGUCAUAACACAAGCACCUUCCACAAACCGACAGAUUGGGCCUGUCCCAGGUUCUCUGUCUUCACUACUACACCUACACAACCGACAAAGACAACCCAUGCCUGCCUCUAUGCCUGGCACCCUGCCCAAUCCUACCAUGCCUGGAUCUUCUGCAGUACUAAUGCCAAUGGAGCGACAAAUGUCAAUGAACUCCAGUAUCAUGGGGAUGCAAGGCCCAAAUCUCAAUAACCCGUGUGCGUCACCCCAAGUCCCUCCAAUGCAUUCAGAAGCCAAAAUGAGGUUGAAGGCAGCAUUGACUCAUCAUCCUGCAGCCAUGUCAAAUGGAAAUAUGAACACCAUGGGCCAUAUGAUGGAAAUGAUGAGCUCCCGACAGGACCAGACACCACAUCAUCAUAUGCACUCACAUCCACAUCAGCACCAGACACUGCCACCUCAUCACCCAUACCCGCAUCAGCACCAGCAUCCAGCACACCAUCCUCAUCCUCAACCCCAUCACCAGCAGAACCAUCCACACCAUCACUCCCACUCGCACCUUCACACGCACCCGGCACAUCACCAGACCUCUCCACACCCACCACUGCACUCAGGUGGACAAGCACAGGUUUCACCAGCGGCACAGCAGAUGCAGCCCACUCAGACAAUACAGCCGCCUCAGCCCACUGGGGGUCGCCGGAGGAGGGUGGUGGAUGAAGACCCAGAUGAGAGGCGGCGGAAAUUUCUGGAAAGGAAUCGAGCGGCUGCCACACGCUGCAGACAGAAGAGGAAGGUCUGGGUGAUGUCACUGGAAAAGAAAGCAGAAGAACUCACCCAGACAAAUAUGCAGCUUCAGAAUGAGGUUUCCAUGUUGAAAAAUGAGGUAGCACAGCUGAAACAGCUAUUGUUAACACAUAAAGACUGUCCAAUAACAGCCAUGCAGAAAGAGUCGCAAGGAUAUAUAAGUCCUGAGAAUAGUCCUCCUGCAAGCCCCGUCCCAGCUUGCUCGCAACAGCAAGUCAUCCAGCAUAAUACCAUUACAACUUCCUCUUCCGUCAGCGAUGUCGUAGGAAGCUCCACCCUCAGUCAGCUUGCCAGUCAUAGAACAGACAUGAACCCAAUUCUUUAAAACGGAUUGGUCAGAAACUGCUAUGGGAGAGUGGUAGCAUAAUCAAAUGUCCUUUGUGUUAAGGACAUUUUCAACACUAACUCAGCCCUGGAAGACUCCUCAGUCCUUGGAAGACUCUGGCUUUCAUUUUUAUAGUUAUUAAAAUAUGCCUUUUAUACUUAGUUACAAAAAAGGGAGUUAUGCAAUUAAUAUGCUAUCAGCUUGGGAAAUGCUUUGGUGCUUUCUCCAAUUUUUUGGUACCAGUUACUUGUUUAUAAAUGGAAAUGUUUCUGUACAUAGUUGUGUUUCCUUCUUACCAAUCUAGCCCGAGGCCUCAGAAUCAUGGAGUUUUGUUAAACGGCAGCUUGUUAGCCAAAGUCAUACAUAGGUAACUAGGAAUAAUUAGGCUAUAUAGAUAUUCAGGGAGUCUGGUGAUAGCACAUGAGAAAGUGAGUUAGCUUUGCAAUAUCAUCAGAACCCCACUAUGUAUUCAGAACCUCUUUCAGAGAAAAGAAUGGUUUUAUAAUACAUGGAUAUCAGAACAAAUUCAAACCCAGGUAAUAUGCCCUUUUGUCUUGCUUUUCUCUUUCAUUUCCCUGUUGUCCCUCUUCUAUUUAAGCUCUCUCUUUUGUCCUUCAAUUGUCCUCGCAUCUUCCCUCUCUAAACUUCGUGGCUCUUUCUCCUUCAAGCUCCCCCCCUGUCUUCGCAUUCCAAGUCUCCCUUCUCCUUUUUUCUUCUGAGAAUACUAAUGAAGAAGAAAAGACUUCAUACCCAACCUAUAUUCCCCUCCCCCUUCCCUGUGGGAAAAAAAACUGUUGGCAUGGUCACUGCUUUCAAUAGCCCUUCACCCACAGCUGGGCUGCACUGAACUUUUGCUUUUUAAAAAAGAAAUAUGCAGGAGUUUAAUGCUCCUGAUUUAGUGUUUUAAUAAACAGUGAAAGUAGUUUAGCCACAGGUGAUGCACGAUUGAAAGCCAGCUGUGCUGGUGCUAGGGGGAAGGAGCCUUGCACGCUUCUGUUGUAAAUGUCCAUGGCAGAGUACAAGGAUAGCAAAUCACACCUGUUUAUUACAACUGGUUUUUUACACUGCCAAUUGUUAAUGUAGAAAAGCCAUGUAGUAUAUAAUAAUUCAGAAAGGUUCUACUCACUAAACCAGUGACAUUGUUUCAUCAUCAGCUGCUAAUAGCCUAAGAUUAAUAUUUCAUUUAUAGCCCAUUAAAUCAGUUUGACCAGUGAGGAAUAGGUUAUUGUUAACUACCAGGAAAAGACCAGUUCUUCACAGCUGAUCUUUUAAACAUAUGUGGGACGGAUCCUUAGCUGGCAUAGAUCAGUGUAGCUCCAUUCAUGUAAAUGAUGCUAUUAUGCUAAUUUAACUAGCUGAGGAUCAAUCCCAGGAUGACAUUAAAGCACUUUUUAGCUGCUGUAUGCUACAAGAAUGUUGUAAAGUCUGCUAUAUGCUGUGGGUGAAAUUUACCCUGUGCAGAAGGUCAGCACUUCUUACAUCCUAAUUAAGCCCAAUUUUGAAUGCUUAGGCCUUGUAGGCCUUGUACUGGCCCUCUGCACAGAGGUGACUUUCACCCUGAGAUAGUACCAGUCACAUAUGGGAAAUCAAACAUUAAGAGCACAGUAGAUAACAGCCAGUUAGUUAUAUUAUUUUUCAGUAUGUUUGGACCUGAUUCUGCUCCCUCUGAAAUCAGUGGCAAAAAUCCCAUUGACUUCAAUGGGAGCAGGACCAGGCUCUUACUCUUUUGUGAUAAAUGUUCGUGACUGCAUUUUUUAAAAAACAAAUGCUAAUUAACAUUACUCCUGGCAAAUACUCUACUGAUAAACACUCUUCAUUCUCAAGCUGAGUUGUUUUCCUCAAAGGUCAUUUCAUUGUUUUUAGAGGAAUAAUAGUUUUUUAAAGGGUGGAUUUUAUUUAAAGAAACAACAACCAAACAAAUGAAGGCCUUUCCCCUCCACCCCCCACGAAGCACUGUAGUGAUUAGAGCCCAUUUUGGAAGGGAAAGCAAUCUCUAAGGAUCAUGAAUCAUCAUUUCUGAAUUCGUUUUUAUCUUGGUAACUCAGUUAACUUUUUAUCAGUAUUCUUAAACAACUCUCUUUCCAUUUAUGCAAAUAUUUUUGGAAGAAGAAUUUUGAGUGUACAGUAUAGAUCAUGACUUGAUUAUAUAGUCUAAGAACCAAAACAAUUAAGAAAAAAAACAAAUAUAAAGGAUUUUCUAUUAUAUUUUAGCAAACAUAUACUUUUAAAAUGUUUUAAAUAUUGAAUCUGUAAUUCAUUUUUAAAGUCCAAUUGUAAUAGCUGAAUGGUUUUGCUUCCUCAUAGCUACUAAGGAAACUUUUGUUCAAAUAUACAGCUUUAAACAUAAAGUUCCAGUUGAAGCUCCAUUAUAAAAAACAGCAGGUAUUAUCGGUCCAAAUUUCAUGCCUCACAUCAAUCCCUGUCCCCAAAAAUGCCAUCAUAGUGUUAAUUUAGUUUUAACUUUUUUUUUUUUUAUUUUUGCAUGGAUAGCACUUAAAUACAUUAUAAAAGAACGGUUGAUAAUAUUAGAAACACAAAUGAGCUACACUGCACUAGAAUUCGGAUUUGGUUUUACUUUUGUUCAGACUCAGCUGAAAUAUUUAGCUGUUAAACUGAAAGCCUCUACAGUAAAAAAAAAAAAAAAAAAAAA
Molecule: messenger RNA, 4338 nt
Organism: Malaclemys terrapin pileata
Lineage: Eukaryota; Metazoa; Chordata; Testudines; Emydidae
Gene: CREB5
Product: cAMP responsive element binding protein 5
Exons: 12
Coding region: 183-1688 (501 amino acids)
Biological process (GO): regulation of transcription by RNA polymerase II
Molecular function (GO): DNA-binding transcription factor activity, RNA polymerase II-specific; cAMP response element binding
Source: RefSeq, a predicted model, not a curated record